This is a messenger RNA of Esox lucius (northern pike), 2271 nucleotides long. Its product is annotated as endonuclease domain-containing 1 protein-like. Bases 191 to 1228 code for a protein of 345 amino acids. Gene Ontology annotation, molecular function: metal ion binding; nucleic acid binding; hydrolase activity. The record is from RefSeq and is a predicted model, not a curated record. The transcript has 3 exons. NCBI's taxonomy places the organism in Eukaryota, Metazoa, Chordata, Actinopteri, Esociformes, Esocidae.
GACUGCAUUAUUUGAAUAUUAUUGUUGUGGAGAUGUUUGCAUAUCUCACCAAAUUUGUUGGUGUGGAAAAUAGGUCGAUGUAACAUAGGUUUUUAUGUCCAGAUGAUCUCAAAACCAUUAGCUUGCUAGCAACAGAAAAUGUGGGCCACAAGUUCCACAAGAAAGAUGUCUCAGGAAAAUGGUUUGAAUCAUGGUGUCAGUGUCUCUCAUGUGUCUGGGUCUGCUGUCCUUGUGGGGGGUCAGAGGGGAAGUAGCUCCAAAUUUCGACAACUGCAAAAUGUUUUUCUUCAGAGAGACGCCAGUGUCUGGUCUGAACAUAGCCCUGCCCACUCCAGUUGAGACCAACACACAGAAUUUACCUAAUCCUGAGAAAUGUCUCUCUGCUUACAAUGCUGCCUCUCCUGCCUACAUCUGUCAGAUAUACAACAACCAGUACUACUUUGCCACUCUGUAUGACAGAGGAAGGAGGAUCCCUUUGUACUCUGCAUAUAAAAUGGAUAUCAAAGGGGAACCUGAAAGGGAGGGCUCCAUCGUUAAUUACGAACCGCAGCUUGUGCAUCCUGAACUAUCAAAAAAUCAAAUGAAAAAAAAAGAAUGCAUGACAGAGAUCAAGAAUUACAACAACAUCCCGAGUAAUGACUGCAAAGAAUCAUUUCCACAAUACCGACAGACCUACAAGCUUGGGUGGAGCCAGGCCCUCGAUGACAACUUUGGCACCUAUGACCGUGGACACUUGAACCCUGCAGGGCAUCAUGGAAAAGGAGAUGCCUCCAAAGCCACCAUGACCUUCACCAACGUAGCUCCGCAAAACCCAAAAAUGAACCAGGUCCAAUGGAACCAGUAUGAGCAGAAGCUGAAGAACGAUUUGAGUCAGGGCUGUAGUAAUAUGUAUGUUGUGACAGGGGUGGUCCCAAGCACCACGUGGGUAGACCAGAACAAGCGAGUCAAUGUUCCGAGUCACUACUGGAAUGCCUUCUGCUGCACUGACAACAACGACAAACCUCUCAGGUCUGGAGGUGCGUUGUGUCCUAACGCAGAUGAGGGUCAAGUUACAGAGUAUAACACUGUUGCAGACCUUCAGAAUAAGCUUAUAAAUGAAAUGAGCUUUGGGAAUGAUUUCAACAUAUUUUUUUUUGAACCCAGUCAAACCAGUGAGAGUUCCAGGUGGUACAAAUUUGCAGAAUUUGUGAUCAUUUCCACAAUUGUGAUCAUCCCCCGCAAUAAUUAAAAUGUUUUCAUGUAGAUUAAGGAACGAACAUUUGCCUUUAAUAUUCACCCCAAAUACAUUUGAAGUUAUUUCCCCAAAUGAUCCAUAACAAACAAGUCCCAUCAAAGUGGAGACAUAUUAUUUCCCACCGUAAAUCAAAUCCAAAACCCACUACAUCAUGAAUCAGAGUUGUCCCAGAGCUUCCAGUCCAAAACCCACUACAUCAUGAAUCAGAGUUGUCCCAGAGCUUCCAAUCCAAAACCCACUACAUCGUGAAUCAGAGUUGUCCCAGAGCUUCCAAUCCCAAACCCACUACAUCAUGAAUCAGAGUUGUCCCAGAGCUUCCAAUCCAAAACCCACUACAUCGUGAAUCAGAGUUGUCCCAGAGCUACCAAUCCAAAACCCACUACAUCGUGAAUCAGAGUUGUCCCAGAGCUUCCAAUCCCAAACCCACUACAUCAUGAAUCAGAGUUGUCCCAGAGCUUCCAAUCCAAAACCCACUACAUCAUGGAUCAGAGUUAUGCCAGAGCUUCCAAUCCAAAACAAUGCAGUCCUUGUUUGCAACUGUUUGACCUCCUGGAAGAACUAUACAAUUGUAGGGUCAUAAUUGCAUGUGAAUCACACUCAUUGAAAAAAAGACAGAAAGAGAGCGAGGGAGAUAAGAGAAUGAGUCUUAGCUGGUUAUCCUGACUGGCAAGUUAAUUGGCUCUGUUAUCCUGACUGGCUGGAAGGUCCUUUGGCUCUGUUAUCCUGAUCUUCUGUUGCUUGUUUGACUGUAUGGGAAGUCCUCACGAGAAAAGCUGGUCAUAAAAAACAUCCUGUCAUUAAGUACUCAAACUGAUUGCCCCAACAUCACAAAGGAUAUCUUCAUUGUGUUCCCCAUAACUAGAAAAAGCCACCCACACAUUGAGAGCACACACAGCAACAGUCUUUUUCUAAUUCCCCUAUAAUUCUGAUCAGAUGGGGAUAAUUUAGAGGUACAAGUAACCAUGCACUGUGAAGUGGGCUUAUUCCCAUAAUUCUGCCACAAGCUGCUCAACAGUUUGGGGUCUCCUUUGUCGUAU